AUGAGUGCGACAACACAGGCGCCGGCGAGCGCUGCAUCGCCCGUCGACGAAGAUGCGAGAUGGAAGUAUCUCAACCAUAUUCGCCAGACGCCUGGGCCCUUUACCGACCCGGCAUCGCAAGACGAGGUCGCCAUGCGAAUGUUUGACAACUUCAAAGUCCUAGUCAUUGGCGCGGGUGGCCUAGGCUGCGAGAUCCUCAAGAACCUCGCCAUGUCCCGCUUCAGGGAUAUCCACGUGAUAGACAUGGAUACCAUUGACAUAUCGAACCUCAACCGCCAGUUCCUCUUUCGCAAGGCAGACGUCGGCAGCUACAAGGCGGAGGUUGCCGCGCGAUUCGUCAUGAACCGCGUCACAGGCGUCUCCAUUACAGCACACAACAAGACGAUUCAAGAAUUCGACCUCGACUUCUACCGCCAAUUCCAGCUUGUCAUCUGCGGACUGGACAGUAUCGAGGCCCGGCGGUGGAUCAACAGCACUCUCGUCACCAUUGCCGAAGAGGGCGAUCCCGACUCCAUCAAGCCACUCAUCGAUGGCGGGACCGAGGGGUUCAAAGGCCAAGCGCGCGUGGUGCUGCCCUCGUUCACAUCGUGCAUCGAGUGCCAGCUGGACAUGCACGCGCCACGCGCCGCUGUGCCGUUGUGCACCAUUGCCUCCAUCCCUCGCCAGCCGGAGCACUGCAUCGAGUGGGCGCACGUCAUUGCCUGGGACCAGGAAAAGCCCUUCCCCAAGCUGGACAAGGACGACCCGGAGCACGUCACCUGGCUGUUCAACAAGGCGGCGAAGCGUGCCGACGAGUUUGGCAUUCCCGGCGUCACCUACUCGCUCACCCAGGGCACCAUCAAGAAUAUCAUCCCAGCCAUUGCCUCGACAAACGCCAUCAUCGCCGCCGCCUGCUGUAACGAGGCCUUCAAGCUCGCGACGAGCUCGGUGCAGUGCCUCGGCUUCGAGAACAACUACAUGAUGUACUCGGGCAACGACAGCAUCUACACCUACACGUUCAACCACCAGAAGAAGCCAGACUGUCCCGUGUGCAGCGACCAGAGUCGUCCCUUGGACGUCGACCCCAAGUCCACGCUGCAGGAGCUCCUCGACUCGCUCGCCAUACGCCCAGAGGCACAGCUCAGGACGCCCUCGAUACGCGCCGAGGGCAAGUCGCUGUACAUGCGAGCGCCGCCCCAGCUGGAGGAGCAGACGAGGCCGAACCUGACAAAGACCCUGCUAGAGCUGGGCCUGGCGGAUGGGCAGUACGUGAAUGUGACGGACAAGGCGUUCAACACGCAGUUUGACUUUACGCUGGUCUUUAAAUGA
Emericellopsis cladophorae is the source of this 1308-nucleotide messenger RNA. Its product is annotated as ubiquitin-activating enzyme E1 C. Gene Ontology annotation, biological process: protein neddylation. NCBI's taxonomy places the organism in Eukaryota, Fungi, Ascomycota, Sordariomycetes, Hypocreales, Bionectriaceae. Bases 1 to 1308 code for a protein of 435 amino acids. Gene Ontology annotation, cellular component: cytoplasm; nucleus. The transcript has 5 exons. Gene Ontology annotation, molecular function: NEDD8 activating enzyme activity. The record is from RefSeq and is a predicted model, not a curated record.